AUUCAUUUUGGCUGUUCUUUUAUCAAAGGAACAACCAAAAGGGAUUAAAAAGCUGAGCACGAUCCGAGUGACCAUGGGGUUCCUGGAGACACAUCUCGUUUUGGGGAUUGUCUUAUUAGGGGUAUUUUCAGAUGUUUCGAAACCUUGGCCGGUUAUUCAUUCGGAUGAAAAGGAAUUUAUUCUCCUACCUCAUUCUGAGUUCACCAUCACUUGCUCCGGAGAGAGGAAAGUGAUAUGGCAUGAGCCUUUGCCCCCCAACAGUGAAGUGCAGUCCGGAUUCAAUCACAGUACUUUGAUAAUCACUGAUGCAGAGGCCUCUAACACAGGAUACUACACCUGUUUGUAUGAUGGUCAACCUGAAAAAGAGACCGAAAUCUACAUUUAUGUUCAAGAUCCCGAGGUUCCAUUCGUGUCGGAUCCUUCCGUUGAGACGGAUGAAAUAGGCACAACUAUCCCCUGCCGUGCUACAAACUCCAAUUAUCAAGUGAUUCUCAGAAACCUGCAGAGUGGGGAUGAAGUCUCUGCGCUUUACGACCACAAAAUUGGCUUUUUUGCAGUCUUUUUUGCACCGGGUCGCUAUGUCUGCGAGACGAACGUGAAUGGCAAAGCGGUGCAGAGCAUCGUUUAUAACGUGACAAACGACGAGGAUGCCAAAGAUGAUGACGAUGAUGAUUAUGAAGAAGAAGAAAAGAGCUUCAACAUAAAUCUGAGUGCCAGCAUGGAGGACGUGAAAGAGGGGGAUGCUGUCAAUCUGACCUGCGAGACGCCUCAUGGGAAAGCUUUCCACCAGCAGUGGCUGCAUCCCCAAGUGCAGGCCAGAGAUGCUGUUCCAAUGAAGUUAACAUUCCCAGACAAGGUUCAGUACAUCCUCAGCAUCCCGAAAGCCUCUGUGGCAGACACUGGACGUUAUGAGUGUGCUGUUACCAACCAAAUCACUGGAAAAACCAAGUCCCUCAUCCUGGGAAUCACGGUCCACGAAAGCUCUUUUGUGGAAGUAAUAUCUAAUGGGAUCGGGCCAGUGGAGAUCGUGUCGCUUCUGGAGGAAAAAGAGUUCACUAUUUACAUUGAUGCUAACCCUGAGCCAAAAGUCAGGUGGUUUAAAGAUGAACUCGAGCUGGAUGACAGCUACAUCUCCACCAAGACCACUCAUCUGGAAGGCCUCAGGUAUGAGAAUAUUCUGGUUCUCCGUCACCCCAUAGAGGAGGACAGUGGCAUCUAUGAGAUUGUUGCAUCCACUGGUUCCAGGACCUCAAGAUUUUCAUUCAAACUGCUAGUUGAAGCCAUGUACCCAGAGCUGCCACAGUCGGUGCUGGCUCCAGUCAUGUGGCCCCAGAGGGACAGCAUGGAGGUGUCUCUCCACUCCACUUUCCGACUCACGUGUCGAGGUCAGGCUGAGCUCACCUGGUACAGUCCUGUUUAUCUCCACGAUCAGAUCGACACUGAAAAAAAAGGACUCUUCAUCUCCACUGUGACUGUGAGCAAUGCGACGGCCGCCCAUACAGGAAAAUACAUCUGCUUCUAUGACUCCAGCAACAACACUGAGGAGACCUCCAUCUAUAUUUAUGUGCCAGAUCCAGAAACGCCGUUUGUGCCGUCCAUGAUGCCUUUUGAAAACCAUGUACUGACGAGUCAUGAUGAAAUGGAGAUACCCUGCCGCGUGACGGACCCCAGCGUCAGCGUCUCUUUGAUUCACGUCGAGACCAAUCAGGUUCUGCCCAGUGUCUAUGACAGCAAGAGAGGAUUCAUUGGCCUAUUCAGUGCUGGGACAUAUGUCUGCAGGACCAUCAUUAACGGACAGACACAUAACAGCAUAGAUUACAUCGUUCAUGGCUGGACAGGAGGGUCUGAUGUGCAAGUCGAGCUGCAAGCAGAGAAGAAAGCUCUGCUGGUGGGUGAGACCAUCACUGUUGACUGUGUAGCCAGAAACAGUGAGAUACUGGAGGACCACUGGAAAUACCCCGGGAAGCUGGCGGGUCGAGGAAUAAAGACCGUAAAGGAGAAUAAGCGAGAUCUUGAGAUCCAUUACACUCUGACAGUGGCUAAUGCCUCACCGAAAGACAGCGGCGUCUACGCUUGCUCCAUCACCGAUGUUAAGAGCAACGAGAGCCAAACCAAACAGCUCACUAUUACAGUCUAUGAUCAUGAGUUCGUGCACAUAAGUCCGGCGAUCGGUCCAGUGGAGACCACAAGGCUGGACGAGGUGCGAGAGUUCAGGGUGGACAUACAGUCUUUCCCCGCUCCCAAAGUCACAUGGUUAAAGGACGGAUCGGUCCUGGGAGAUGUUGCAGCAGAAAUCACCACCAGCCUCCUAAAAAUCGAUGAGACCAGUUACCAGGGUGUGCUGACCCUGAUCAGGGCUAAAGCAGAGGACAGUGGGAACUAUACCAUCAGGGCAGAAACAGGCAGCCAGACUGCCAGCAACAGUUUCUACCUCCAGGUUAAAGUUCCCCCUGUGAUUGUGGACCUGAUGGAUAUCCACCACGGCUCUGCUGCAGGUCAGGAAGUGGUGUGUAUUACUGGCGGCUCCCCUGCCCCUGAUGUCGACUGGUAUAUCUGCAAAAACAUUAAACAAUGUGCCAACGAUUCCUCCCAGUGGAUGCCGCUUCCGAUCAACUCUACGGACAUCAAAGUGGAAGUGCAAAUGGAUGUGGACAACAACAUUGAGAGUCACAUCAUCUUCCACCAUCUUGAGAGCACAAUUGCUGUGCGCUGUCUGGCCAGGAAUGACAUGGGCGCUGUUUCACGAGAGGUCAAACUCGUGUCGAAUGGUCCUCACUCGGAGCUCACUGUGGCUGCUGCUGUUCUGGUGCUGCUGGUCAUUGUCAUCAUCUCACUCAUUGUGCUGGUCAUUAUCUGGAAACAGAAACCACGUUAUGAGAUCAGAUGGCGUGUGAUUGAAUCUGUCAGUCCGGAUGGUCACGAGUACAUCUAUGUUGACCCCAUGCAGCUUCCAUAUGACUCCCGCUGGGAGUUCCCUCGGGAUUCACUUGUACUGGGUCGUGUCCUAGGCUCAGGAGCAUUUGGGAAAGUAGUGGAAGGCACUGCUUAUGGACUCAGUCGUUCUCAACCCGUGAUGAAAGUGGCAGUGAAAAUGCUUAAACCAACAGCACGCUCCAGCGAGAAACAGGCUUUGAUGUCAGAGCUGAAAAUUAUGACCCACCUGGGCCCUCACCUAAACAUUGUCAACCUUCUGGGAGCAUGCACCAAAUCAGGACCAAUCUACAUUAUCACAGAGUACUGUUUCUAUGGCGACCUAGUGAAUUACCUGCAUAAGAACAGAGAUGGGUUUCUCAGCCGCCACACAGAAAAGGGCAAGAAAGAGCUAGACAUCUUUGGCAUCAACCCAGCUGAUGAGAGUAGCAGGAGCUACGUCAUCCUGUCUUUUGAGGGGAAAGGUGACUACAUGGACAUGAAGCAGGCAGACACCAUGCAGUACGUCCCCAUGUUGGAAAUGAAUGAAGCCUCAAAAUACUCCCCCAUCCAGAGAUCAGACUAUGACCAUCCUCCAUCUCACAGACAGCUCAAUGAGAGUGAAGUUGAGAACCUUCUCUCAGAUGACACCAGUGAAGGCCUGACGACAGUGGACCUCCUCAGUUUCACCUAUCAGGUGGCUCGAGGGAUGGAGUUCUUGGCCUCUAAGAACUGUGUACACAGAGACUUGGCUGCACGUAAUGUCCUGCUGUCUCAAGGCAAGAUAGUGAAGAUCUGUGACUUUGGACUGGCCAGAGACAUCAUGCACGAUAACAACUACGUCUCCAAAGGAAGUACUUUCCUUCCAGUGAAAUGGAUGGCCCCUGAGAGCAUCUUUGAUAACCUGUACACUACACUCAGUGAUGUCUGGUCCUAUGGCAUCUUAUUAUGGGAGAUCUUCUCUCUUGGAGGGACUCCUUAUCCAGGUAUGAUUGUGGAUUCCAGCUUCUACAACAAGAUCAAGAGUGGAUACCGAAUGGCAAAACCCGAGCACGCUUCCAGUGAUGUCUAUGAGCUUAUGAUGAAGUGUUGGAACAGUGAACCAGAAAAGAGACCAUCUUUCCACAGCCUGAGUGAUACGGUGGCCUCUCUGCUGCCUUCAGGAUAUAAGAGGUGCUACGAACGCGUGAAUCAUGACUUCCUGAAGAGCGAUCACCCCGCUGUGACUCGGGUGCAGUGCGUUGACAAUGAUGAUGCAUACAUGGGUGUGCUCUACAAGAACCAGGGCAAGCUGAAGGACCGCGAGAGUGGCUUUGAUGAACAAAGGCUGAGCUCUGACAGUGGUUACAUCAUUCCUCUGCCGGACCUCGACCCGCUGUCAAAUGAAGACUACAGCAAGAGGAACCGCCACAGCUCUCAGACGUCAGAAGAAAGCGCAAUAGAGACAGGCUCUAGCAGCUCCAUGACGAAGCGCGAGGGAGAGACGCUAGAGGACAUCACCUUGCUGGACGAGAUGUGCUUGGACUCAGGAGACCUGGUGGAGGACAGUUUCCUGUGAGCAGAGAAAAGAGAGAGAGAAACAUUCUUCUGAUUCAUUUCAAGUUCACAGAGCUCUCUCGGCGUCCUUCUGCCACAUUUUCCUCACCUCACUUUAUCGGAGCCUUCAGAAAAAAGCAAAACCUUUAAUGCGUGAAUGUCAUCGA
Puntigrus tetrazona (Sumatra barb) is the source of this 4613-nucleotide messenger RNA. It is a transcript of the gene pdgfra, whose product is annotated as platelet-derived growth factor receptor, alpha polypeptide. Gene Ontology annotation, biological process: embryonic cranial skeleton morphogenesis; protein phosphorylation; multicellular organism development. Gene Ontology annotation, molecular function: platelet-derived growth factor alpha-receptor activity; ATP binding; platelet-derived growth factor binding. The transcript has 29 exons. Gene Ontology annotation, cellular component: signaling receptor complex. The record is from RefSeq and is a predicted model, not a curated record. Bases 74 to 4468 code for a protein of 1464 amino acids. Lineage: Eukaryota; Metazoa; Chordata; Actinopteri; Cypriniformes; Cyprinidae.